AUGGACAUUUAUGUUCACCAGCUUCAGUAUUCGGGGAGAGUGAUCCACACGUUUGUUUGUAAGCAGCUUCUGACCUCGAAGCUUCAUGAGCUGUGGUUCCAUUAUGCUAGGAGGCCUCUCAGAUUUUCAAUGCAAGAGUUCUAUGCGAUCACUGGUCUGAAGUAUGAAGACGACGAGCCUGACUUGGAUAUUGAUAAUUGGAAAUAUGAUAAAGGGUUUUGGGCAAAGUUGCUAAGGAGAAAAGGAAAAAUUUCCUUAGAGGAAAUCAGGAAGGUGCAUCUGAAGAAUUGUAAUACAUGGUCUCGUGUAGAUAGGCUGAGGAUGGUGUAUUUGUGUGUGAUCUGUGGUAUAAUUAUGGCGAAGGAUGAGAGGGUUGCCAUCCCACACAAGUACAUCAAGCUGGUGAUGGAUUUUGAGAAGAUGAGGAAAUAUCCAUGGGGUCUUCACUCCUUUGAUAUGCUGGUGACUUCUAUUAUCGAAGCUAGGGAUAAAGUGAAGACUCAGAACAGCUAUGUUUUAGAUGGGUUCUCUUAUGCACUUCAGAUUUGGUUGAUGGAGGCUAUUCCAGACAUUGGGUCGCUUUUGGGUCAGAAACUCCAACAAGGCGUGACUAGCAUGAGAUGCAGGAACUGGAAAGGCUCUGCCAAGGUUUCCUAUGAUGAUAUUACUAGCUUAGAGUCUACUUUUGGAUCCACUGGAGAUGUGUUUCCAUAUUUAUCUUCCACUGGAAAUUACAAUGUCGUUUUAGGUGAGGAGUUUAAACGAGCUUCUGAGAUGAAGGAUGAAAGAGUCGAUCUGAUGAUGGAGAUGAUCGAAAAGAAAUAUGAUUGGAGUAAGCAUGAGUGGGGUUUCAAGGAAAUUGUAGAGCCAUUUGUGGACAGUUCUGAUGAAGAUGGUUCAGAUAAAGAGGAGGCUGGAGAAACAAGUGAGACUGGAGUAGAAGAAGAAACAGAAAUCACCCCUGUGUCUGCUCCAAGGAAGAGAAAGAAGAAAUAUCAGGAUACUGGUGCCGAGUCAAGGAAGAAGAGGUUGCUUUUGCAAAGAUCAACCGAGAAGUACAGAGAUCUUGAAGAGGAAAUGAAGUCUUAUAUCCAGGUUAUGUUCAAGUCUUCUUUCACUGCCUUGGGGCUCGAGGUACGCGACAUGAUUGAUGACCGCUCAUACUUCGGUUUCUACUCGUGGUGA
This is a messenger RNA of Raphanus sativus (radish), 1185 nucleotides long. RefSeq lists its product as uncharacterized. The transcript is spliced from 3 exons. The record is from RefSeq and is a predicted model, not a curated record. Lineage: Eukaryota; Viridiplantae; Streptophyta; Magnoliopsida; Brassicales; Brassicaceae. Bases 1 to 1185 code for a protein of 394 amino acids.